GGGCGGAAGCGGGCGGGAACUUCCGGCGGAAGCGGAAGCGGAUUUGGUGCGGCGACGGCGGCGGCGCGAGGAUGUUUUACCACAUCUCUCUGGAGCACGAGAUUCUCCUCCACCCGCGCUAUUUUGGGCCGAAUUUGCUCAACACCGUCAAACAGAAACUCUUCACCGAGGUGGAGGGGACCUGCACGGGGAAGUACGGAUUUGUCAUCGCUGUCACCACGAUCGAUAACAUCGGUGCCGGUGUCAUCCAGCCCGGCCGGGGCUUUGUCCUGUGUCACUCUGUGUCACUCUGUCCCUGUUUCUGUCACUCUGUGUCACUCUGUGUCCCAUAUGGCUUUGUCAUCGCUGUCACCACCAUUGAUAACAUCGGAGCCGGUGUCAUUCAGUACGGAUUUGUCAUCGCUGUCACCACCAUUGAUAACAUCGGUGCCGGGGUGAUCCAGCCCGGCCGGGGCUUUGUCCUAUAUGGAUUUGUCAUCGCUGUCACCACCAUCGAUAACAUCGGAGCGG
Messenger RNA from Malurus melanocephalus (red-backed fairy wren), 510 nucleotides. RefSeq names its product RNA polymerase II subunit G (gene POLR2G). The annotation marks the transcript as partial. Gene Ontology annotation, biological process: positive regulation of nuclear-transcribed mRNA poly(A) tail shortening; transcription initiation at RNA polymerase II promoter; positive regulation of translational initiation. NCBI's taxonomy places the organism in Eukaryota, Metazoa, Chordata, Aves, Passeriformes, Maluridae. Gene Ontology annotation, molecular function: translation initiation factor binding; single-stranded RNA binding; single-stranded DNA binding. Gene Ontology annotation, cellular component: RNA polymerase II, core complex; P-body. The transcript has 6 exons. The record is from RefSeq and is a predicted model, not a curated record.